AUGCGAGAUCGGGUUCGUCGCCCCCUUGAUUAGUCCUUGAUUAAUCAUUAUCAAUCAACACCUAAAUGAAUAGCUGUCUAAAGCAUAUCUGACACAAAAUCGGAUCAGAUCCCUGGCUUAAGAUGCCAUCCAAUGAGAUGACAUCAUCCAAAGUUCGCAGGGCGCAUCGCAAGACGCGAACAGGAUGCACUAAUUGCAAGAGGCGCCGGAUCAAGUGCGAUGAACAAAAACCGUCCUGUUCCAAAUGCCUCCAACGUGGCUUCAAAUGCGGAUAUCUAACCCGUCAUCCGGACUACGACUCACAAUGCUCCAAUGGCCACGGUGCCUCGCCCAUGGUGGCACCGGGCACAGCGACAGAUUCACCCCAGCCACCAGCAUCCACGCAUGAGCUGCCCAUGAGGGAAUUGCGACUCCUGCACCAUUUCACCACGUCGACAUACGCAACGCUCUCACCGCGUGGUCAUGUCAAGACUAUCUGGCGCGUCACGGUGCCCAAAUUGGCCUUCUCCAGCGACUGUCUGAUGCGCGCAAUUCUGGCUAUAUCGGCGCUGCAUCUCUCGCGACUCGAAGCCGAUCUCGACUAUCAGACACAUGCUAUCGCCUACUACGACGCUGCUCUUCGCUCCUCCACACUCGCCAUGCUGAACAUCUCGCCCGAAACCUGCUCUGCUCUCUAUGUCUGCUCCGAACUCAUCUUCAUUUUCCACCUCGUCCAUCCUUACCUCUCCGAGAAUCCGCUCCUCUCACCUAGCAACGAAGUCGCCCCCUGGCUUGUUCUCCUGCGCGGGAUCCGCACCAUCGCUGAUCCCUUCCACGAUGCUCUCCUCUCAGGCGUCCUGGGACCCAUGUUCGGCACUGAGCCUUCAACCCCGGACACCGUGAUCAUGGACUCGCUAGAUACAUUUACCGCUCAUCUUCGCAAAACUCAUCCUGAGCCUGACUCCGACAGCGACCUACAAGCGUAUCUUGUCGCUAUCGAGGAGCUACGACGCUGGUCCGCCGGCGUCGACGGCCACGGGUUCCAGUGGGCGGUUUAUGUCGACGAGAGCUACAUCUCGCUGUUGCGGCAGAUGAAGCCCGCUGCGCUAGUCAUCUUUGCGCAUUUCGCGCGUGUUGUCAAGAAGUCUGAUUCGAAUUAUUGGUUGCGCGGGUGGGCGGAUCGCCUAGUUGGGGUAAUUUAUGGGACGUUAGAUGAGAAUCAUAGGUUGUGGAUACGACCAGUUUUGGAGGAAAUGGGGGUGGCCAGGUAGACGGUCUUAAAUUUGCACGUUAGAUCUGAAUUAGCGUUUUUCGGUUUUUUUGCAAUGAGAUAUAAUAUGUUGGUCCAGCUCGUUCUACGCAUGUGCCGCUAACAUGACCGGACUUUUCGGAAACCCGAGAUCGAGCUAUGGGCUUGAGCUUAAACUUGACCUGCAGGUCUGAUCUGCGCCUUCCAG
This is a messenger RNA of Aspergillus melleus, 1436 nucleotides long. Its product is annotated as Zn(II)2Cys6 transcription factor. Gene Ontology annotation, biological process: regulation of transcription by RNA polymerase II. Lineage: Eukaryota; Fungi; Ascomycota; Eurotiomycetes; Eurotiales; Aspergillaceae. The transcript is spliced from 2 exons. Bases 123 to 1250 code for a protein of 375 amino acids. The record is from RefSeq and is a predicted model, not a curated record. Gene Ontology annotation, molecular function: zinc ion binding; DNA-binding transcription activator activity, RNA polymerase II-specific.